Molecule: messenger RNA, 1730 nt
Organism: Carica papaya (papaya)
Lineage: Eukaryota; Viridiplantae; Streptophyta; Magnoliopsida; Brassicales; Caricaceae
Product: basic helix loop helix (bHLH) DNA-binding superfamily protein
Source: RefSeq, a predicted model, not a curated record
AUCGCCCAUUGUGCUCGUUGGUGUUCCUUUUUUUUUUUUUCCCUCUCUCGCAGAGAAUCAGAGAUCAGAAGAUACUCGCACGAGAUCAUCUUGCAUGGAAAAUCAGUAAUUUUAUUAUCAGCUGCUUAUCAGGGGCUUAUCAGUGAAGAGAGAAGAUGAAUGGGGUAUAUGAAGAGCUUGAUGAAGUUAAAGCUGAGAAUCAAAAGCUCAGGACAGACUGCAAAAGCAAAGAAGACAUGGUUGAGAACCUGAAAAGAGUUCACAGUGACCAGCUCCUCAAAAUUCAAGAAGCAAAUUUGAAAAUUGAGAAGCAGGCCCAAGAGCUGAAUGAAAAGGAGGAGGAAAUCUCUUCACUAAGGCAAAUGUUUGAAGAUCUAAAAAGCAGUUUGAACGAAAAGGAGUCCAUCCUCAAGCGUGUGAAAUCUAUUAAUGAUAAGCUCAGGGUUAACUGUGAAGAGAAGUGCCAAAUGUUGAAAGAGGAAAAUGGAAGAUUGUUUUUGGCUUUAGAUGAAGCAAAUGAGAAGAACAUAGAUCAAGGGCAACAAAUUAAUGUAUAUAAGGCAGAGAUUGAAGGUCUCAAGGGACUUCUGUCAACAUCACAGAAUAAGUGCAUUGAAGCAGAGAGAAAAGCCAAGGCUCCCAAAGAACUGAGAGAAAGAGAUGAUAUGUUGCUGAAAUUAGAGGAAGAAAAUAGUAAGGUUGAAGAUCAGCUAAAAUGGAAGAAAGAGCAAUUCAAACAUCUAGAAGAAGCACAUGAAAAUCUUCAUGGUCAGUUCAGGUCAAGCAAGAAGGAGUGGGAAUUGGAAAAAUGUACCCUGCUUGAUGAGAUUUCUUCAUUACAGGCAAGCUUAGAUUCACAGACUAGAAUCUCAGAAGAUCUUAAAAAUCAGUUACAGAGGUGUAACCAAGCACUGGCCCAUGAAGAAACUCGAAGGAAGUAUCUGGAAGUUCAAGUUUCUGAGUUCAAAACAAGGUAUGAAGAUGUUUUUGCUGAGUGUCAGGACACCAAGUCACAACUAGAUGACCUGACUGUCCAAAGAGACAAGGAAAUUGCAACUUUGAGACAUUCCCUGAGCACGAAAGAUACGUUAUACAAAGAAAUAAAGUACCAAGCAGGAAAACUUGAGCAAGAAAAUCAAGAGUUGCUGACCUCACUCAGAGAACUGCAGGAAGCUAGGAUUCAAGAAGCAGGAAGUCCUUCUCUGGCCAAACUACAAAAGAAGCUCAAAAGUGUGGAGCAGAUGCACAAAAAUUGCUCCACUAAUCUUAGGAACAAAGAAGCUGAAUGGAGCUCUCAACUGGAAAAGGUGAAUGUGGACUUAAACAACUAUAGAUCUCAGUUGGAAGGCAAAGAUAAAGCAUUAAAACGGCUUGAGAUGGAAUUAGAAGGUUGUCACUCUUCGGCAAUGCAAUUGAAAUUGCAGAAUGAGGAGAUUUCUAUGAUUUUAAUGGUGUUGAAGUCAGCAAUAGCAGACGCACAAUCAAAGCUUGCAAAUGAUGAGGCUGAAAGGCAUUUCCAUGAGAAGGAUGAAGAAAUGAAGUUUAUGGGAUUGACGAAGCAGCUGGAGAUGAAGAAUACUGCUCUAGCUAAAGCACAAAAAGAUAUUGAAGAAGAACGUGAAAAGACCACAGCCUUAUUGAGGAGGGUUGAAUGCUUGAAUCUUAUUGAAGAUCAGCACCUCCAAACAUUGAAAUUGCUUUGCUUCAAAUUAUACGUUUUGAUUCAAUGA